Molecule: messenger RNA, 1479 nt
Organism: Xylona heveae TC161
Lineage: Eukaryota; Fungi; Ascomycota; Xylonomycetes; Xylonales; Xylonaceae
Product: ubiquinone biosynthesis O-methyltransferase
Exons: 2
Coding region: 80-1189 (369 amino acids)
Biological process (GO): ubiquinone biosynthetic process
Molecular function (GO): 2-methoxy-6-polyprenyl-1,4-benzoquinol methyltransferase activity
Source: RefSeq, a predicted model, not a curated record
GCUCAAGUGCACCACACUUUAGCCCUUGUAUUUAACAGUUUCUUGAAUUUUAUGAGGCAUUUCCAUUGAGCUGAGCGUAAUGAGUUCUAGAAAAGUACCAUGUCUCUUGCGCGGAGGCCGCAAAUGGUGCAAUGGCCCGUCUGGUGCCCGGCGCUCAUUCGCACUCUCUUCAAGAAAGACAAGCUCCGCAAGAAUAUUGAAUCCGGACAAUUCAUUCGCGACGAAAAGUUUGGGCAACUCCAAAUUCUAUACAACAACGAAUCCCCGAAGUCACAGCUUCUCCGCGCCCCCGAACGGAGCUGAAAGCAAUUAUACAACCGUCGACCCUCGCGAAGUCGCACAUUUCAAUGCCCUCGCCUCGACCUGGUGGGAUCCUCAUGGCCCAUCUAGACUAUUGCAUCUUAUGAAUCCUCUCCGGCACGAUUUUAUCAAAUCCUGCUUAGACUCGGCCCCUCUUCCCUUUACAUACCCCGAGACUCCUGCCUCUGCUUCCGCAUCCGUGGCGGGUCCUACUGCUUCCUCUGCUGCUUCUUCGGCGACUUCGGAGCCCUCUUCUGCAGGCUCUGAGCCUACAUCGGCAUCGAAUUCCUCGGCACGCAAACUUAAAUAUCUCGACAUUGGCUGUGGCGGUGGAAUUUUCACAGAGUCCGCAGCGCGGUUAUCUAGCACAUUAUCUGCGACAGGCGUUGAUCCUACCCCGUCCGUCUUGGCCGUUGCGCAACAACAUCUUUCUCAGGAUCCUGUGUUACAGCGUUCGGGCAAGCUGAAGUACCUGAAUACCAGCAUCGAGCAGCUGCCCGUGCCAAAGACAGACGAUGAGCGUGUUGACAUCCUUACACUCUUCGAAGUCAUCGAACAUAUCGAGCACCCUGCGCCCUUCCUCGAGAAAUGCAUGCCCUUUGUCAAACCCGGCGGCUGGAUCAUCAUGAGCACCAUCGCGCGCACGUGGACGAGUUGGUUCACGACGAAAUUCGUCGCGGAGGAUUUAAUCGGUAUUGUCCCCCGCGGUACGCAUGAGUGGGAGCGCUAUAUCAAUGAGCCCGAGCUCAGAGGGUGGUUCGCUAAACAGCCUGGCUGGGGAAACAUUCAGAAUCAGGGCGUCGUGUAUGUUCCCGGCAUAGGGUGGAAAGAGGUUCAGGGAAGUGAACAAUGGGGAAACUAUUUCUUUGGUGUGCGGAAGGAUGACUGAGUCUUCUCAAGUCUCCCAGAGAAAAGGUGGUAAAUCGUUGUUGCUUUUCGUUCUCAGGCAAAGAGAAUACAAUCUGCACCAACUAGAAAACAUGGACGGCGUUGUCGGUGUAAGGGCGACCUGCAAAAUCAUCAGAGCAUGCAGUUUGAGUUUGUAUUUCGUCUUGGAAGUUUAGGCUUCUCUCCUUUCACACGAGAGGUGACUUCCUAGUCAUUAAUGGACGUAUGCAUUAGGCUUUCUCAUAAUUGACAUUUUUGGCAUUUUUAAUGUGUAUUAUUAUUCUGUUCGAC